AUGAAGAAUGUUAAGAGAAUUCAUAUUUCACUGCUUCUUCUGGUAGUACAUUAUUCCUCCGCAGCACAAAGUGACUAUGCCCCGUAUUUCUAUGACAACGGGCCAAACAGCAACAGUGGGAACAUGGCAUUGUUCAGUCUGUCAGAAGAUACGCCGAAGGGAACACAGAUAUAUGUUCUGAAUGGUACUGACCCAGAGGGCCAUCCGGUUAAAUAUGGACUGUCCUUUGAGCCAGGAUCCAAAGAAUAUUUUCGAGUUGAUCCCAAAACCGGAACCGUAACUCUGGUAGAGGAACUUGACAGAGAGGCUCAAGAUGAAAUUGAAAUCUUUGUUAGCAUUUCAGACGGCCUUAAUAAAGUAGUUGAGAAAGUGCGGGUUUUCGUAAUGGAUGCCAAUGAUGAGAGACCACAGUUUCAGAACAUGCCCUCAAUCGUUGACGUGCCAGAGAACACAGUGUCUGGGAGCAGUAUUUACAAAGUGCAGGCGGUGGACAGAGACACGGGAUCAGGGGGGUCCGUCACCUACUUCCUCCAGAGCAACGACCCUAACAGCAAGUUCGCCAUUGACCGACAUAGCGGAGUUCUGCGAAUAAAACCAGGUCAGGUCCUCGACUAUGAGAAAUCCAAGACACACUUCGUCACUGUGGUGGCAAAGGAUGGAGGUGGGAGUUACAAAGGAAGGCAGCAGGUGAUGUCAUCGUCUGCUACCUUAACGAUUAAUGUGAUUGACUUUCAAGACACCCCUCCCAUUUUUGUGGGUACACCUUACUUUGGCUACGUUUAUGAAGUCUCUUCACUGGGGUCUGAAAUAUUCACUGUUUUUGCCAAGGAUGGAGAUGUGGGAAAUCCUAACCCAAUCAUUUAUACAAUUGAAUCAGGUGCAGAUGGUGCCUUCAACAUCAACAAAUCAAGUGGAUGUAUUAAGCUGCUGUCCUACCCGGCCCAUCUAAGGAAAGAAAUAUACACCAUAAAAGUCAAGGCUUCAGAGGUGAAUUCGGAGGGAUACCCCAUGGACUUCGCCCUCACAACCGUCACCAUUCGGGUGGUUGACCUGAACAACCACCCCCCCACCUUCUUUGGAGAUAAUGGGCCGCAGAACAUGUUUGAGUUGACCAUGUAUGAGCAUCCUCCAGAGGGAGAGAUACUGAGGGGCCUGAAGAUUAUGGUUAAUGACUCAGACCAGGGAGCAAAUGCAAAAUUUCACUUGAGACUGGUGGGUCCUGGCCGAAUGUUACGGGUCGUCCCUCAAACGGUUCUUAACGAAGCGCAAGUCACCAUCUUAGUGGAAGACUCUGCUGCAAUAGACUAUGAAAAAUCACAGUUCCUAACAUUUAAGCUUCUUGCGGUAGAAAUCGACACUCCGGAAAGAUUCAGUGCCACUGCUGACAUCGUCAUUCAUCUAUUGGAUACCAAUGAUAACGCUCCCAAAUUCUCCUCGGAUUUUUAUAUCGCACGCAUUCCCGAAAACUCCCCCGGUGGCUCCAACGUCGUGUCUGUCACAGCCACAGAUCCAGACUCAGGCCUUUGGGGUGAAGUCAAAUACUCCAUCUACGGCUCAGGCGCAGACCUGUUUCUCAUCCAGCCCGAUUCUGGAAUCAUCUACACUCAGCCGUGGGCGAGCCUGGACGCCGAAGUGAAGUCCAAAUACAACUUCUACGUGAAGGCCGAGGAUACGGAGGGCAAGUACAGCCUCGCAGAAGUCUUUGUCACCAUCUUAGACCUGAAUGACCAUCCACCAGAGUUCAACAAGGACUUUUUGGAAAAGACGAUGGUCAUUGGGGCACCGGUAAAAAUAGAGGCUGUGGACGAGGACGCAGAAGAACCCAACAACGUCAUCGAGUAUUCUAUCAUGAAAGCAGAUCCGGACAACAUCUUUGACAUCAACGCAGACACGGGAGAAAUCAAACUAAAGCCCUACAUCAAAUCCAUGGACAUCGUACAGAACAUCACCAACCAAAAGGACUGCACCUGGUCUGUGGUGGUCCAGGCCCGGGACAGGGGGUCUCCAUCGUUCAGCACCACCACAGUGGUGAAGAUUGACAUCACGGAAGCGACGCAACUCAGAGGACCUUUGGCGUCCUUUUUAAUGCAAAGUAGGGACAAUCCCAUGCAAAUCCUAGGCUUGAUCGCUGCUGUCAUUGUUAUCAUGGUGUUUGUGACAGUCUUGAUCUCAACGGCUAUGUUCUUACGCAACAAAAAGUCCAACAGGAUUCUACCCUCCCGUCGUAUCAUCCGGAGGAGGCCCAAGCGCCGCAGGCAGUGGAACUUUCAGAACCCUUUCAGACAGCCGAACAACGAAGAAGGGUUCCCCGAGAAAGAACCCAAGGCUCCGACGGUCGAGAACGUCAACUGUAACAACAACAUCGGCGUUAGCCUCUAUCGACCCCCACCGCCACCGCCGUCUGCCCCAGCUGUGCCCAGUUCGUUGUCUUGCCUUCCCAGGCCGGGGGACAGACACUGGAAGACUACUACCGUUCCCGGGUCAACGAAGAGGAAGCCUGUCAGGACCAAAGAGAACCACGUCAACACUGCGCUGGUGUCUGAGCUCAAAAUGAGACUGGAACAGAAAAGAAUGAUGAAUCAGUAUUAG
Molecule: messenger RNA, 2589 nt
Organism: Chanos chanos (milkfish)
Lineage: Eukaryota; Metazoa; Chordata; Actinopteri; Gonorynchiformes; Chanidae
Gene: cdhr1a
Product: cadherin-related family member 1a
Exons: 17
Coding region: 1-2589 (862 amino acids)
Biological process (GO): homophilic cell-cell adhesion
Cellular component (GO): plasma membrane
Molecular function (GO): calcium ion binding
Source: RefSeq, a predicted model, not a curated record